Molecule: messenger RNA, 1092 nt
Organism: Dermatophagoides farinae (American house dust mite)
Lineage: Eukaryota; Metazoa; Arthropoda; Arachnida; Sarcoptiformes; Pyroglyphidae
Gene: Fsn
Product: F-box synaptic protein
Biological process (GO): synapse assembly involved in innervation; proteasome-mediated ubiquitin-dependent protein catabolic process
Cellular component (GO): synapse; SCF ubiquitin ligase complex
Molecular function (GO): protein binding
Source: RefSeq, a predicted model, not a curated record
UUUAAAAUUUUUUCUGAUCAAUGGCGACACCUGACGUCGAAAAUUGACAGUUGUUGAUCGAUUUCAUGAUUCUAUAGCACUGUUCCAGAAGAGUUUAUUGACAUUACACUGAUCCAGAAUGUGUUUGUGUUUCAUAAAAAAAAUACCUUUGCCAGCCAAUCUGGUCAUCAUCUAUCUUUUUUCUUUUUAUCAUAUUAAAUCGAUUUUUUCACUUAUAAUAAUGAUGACAAUUAUCAAUUGAAUGGAAUGAUCAAAAUUCCAUUGAAAUGGUCUUAGCCAGAUGGGAUUAUUUGCCUUCAAAUUUGAUUGAAUUGAUUGCAGCCAAUUUUACCGAUUUACAUGAUGUAUUAUCAUGUAUGUUGAUGUGUAAAAAAUGGUAUUAUACAUUAAAUGAUGAUAGAUCGGAUAUAUGGCGAAUAUUCUGUCAAAAUAAUCUCUCAAAAGCUGUAAUGAAAUCGAAUGUAUUAUCAAGUCUGACAUCUUACAAGGCAAAACUUCGUGCCUAUUAUUAUUCCUGGGAUUCGAAUGAAUGUUCAAGGAAUAUUUAUAUCAAACCAAAUGGCUUUACAUUGCAUCGUAAUCCAGUUGCUCAAAGCACAGAUGCUGCCAAAGGUAAAAUCGGAUUCCUUACUGGACGCCAUUGUUGGGAAGUUUGUUGGGAUGGACCACUUGGAACCGUAGCUGUUGUUGGUAUUGCAACCAAAGAGGCCAGUGUUCAAUCACAAGGUUAUAUCGCAUUAAUAGGAUCAAAUCCACAUAGUUGGGGUUGGAAUCUUGUUGAAAAUCAUCUUGUACAUGAUGGCCAUUGUAUUGGAUCAUAUCCACGGCUUAAUAAUGCACCACGUUAUCAAACUGGUGAUCGUUUACGUAUCAUUCUUGAUUGUGAAUCACAAACAUUAGCAUUUGAACGUGAUUAUGAAUUUCUUGGUAUUGCAUUCUAUUCAUUACCUCGUAAACCAUUAUAUCCUGCUGUAUCGGCUGUUUAUGGCAAUACUGAAAUAUCAAUGGUAUAUCUAGGAUAUCCAUUGGAUGGAUGACAAUCUUGUAAAAAAAAACAAUAAAUUUAUUUAAUUAUUAUUGCUAUACAAAUGU